AUGUCGGCAGUCAGGUGGAAUGUGGUACUUUGGUUUUGCGUAUACUGUGGCGGCACCUUUGCGCAACCAAUCUCCGGAGAAGGUAAAUCAUUCAUUCAGAUGUCCAAGAUGACUUCUGAAUGAUAUACGUUGCUGUGUAUACUUUGACUAUGCACGUAAAUAGUAUGUACUGUAUAUUUGAUAAUAUUUUCAGAUUAACAAUCGUUUUCUUUUCAAUUCUCCUGUAGUAAUAUGCUACUGUGUUGCACAUUACACUGCUAAAAUGAAUCAAAUCAUACUUUUAUUUAUCCUUUUAAAAAAUAGAAGCGAAAGGAGGUAAGGGAGUUUUGUAUAAUGUAAAUAGACUGUCACUUUACAGUAUUUAGAUUUCAUGCCAGAACACCACAUUCUUUGACAGCUGCAAUGCUCUCACAUUAUGGUUAAUGUAAACCACUUUUCACUUCCCAUCCUCUCCCUUCUUUCCCGCCUCUGUCCCCCUCAAUCCUCUCUUCCUUUCAGUGGAGCUCUUCAACUCAGUCAAACAGGCCAGUCUGAAAUGGACAUCUUAUCCAAAACUCAAAGCAGUAAGUAGAGUGGGCUCUCUAUGCCUAGCAGAAACAGUAGAUGCUGUGGAGGUUUAGACCAGUUACUCUAUAGAUCAUUCAUGAAAUACAUUUUUGGGCCGGUUUCCCUGACACAGAUUAAGCAUGAGAAUCUCUGUUGAAGGUGCUUUUUAGUCCAUUACUUGGUUAAAUCUGUAUGCAGGAAACUGACCCCUGGUGUUUUUGGCACUGUCCUUUAGUAGGCCUAUAGCUGUAUGCCUAAUAACAUGCUGUAUCAUCCUCUCGUGUCACUACACAGUGGAGUGAGAAAUCACUGAAGAUAGGUUCAGAGACCCAAGUCCCAGUCUAUCAAGCCUGCGCUGUCAACAACAAACGCAGAUCACUAUUGACUCAUUGGAUUGCACGGAAGGAUGCCCUGCACCUGCUAUUGGACCUACAAUUCGCUCAGGAAGAGGAGUCAUCCUCCAAUCAGCUGAGUCCACUCCAGGUCCACCUUCUGGAAUCAGACUCUCCACUGUCCAAAUUUAGUGAAUCCCAGAAUCCCCUCCAUCUCCAAGCAUUGCAGACUUUCAGCGCCACAACAGAAGUGCAUCAGAUCAAGGAGUACCUUAACAACAGCCUGGGAUUAGUGUUAAACACGGAGCCUCUCUCACACGACGGCUUCCAUCUUGGAUUCACCUACUCAGGCCGGUGCAUCUUCCUAGUCUCUGUGAGGCUGUACUACAGAAGAUGCCCUUGGUUGGUCAGCCACCUGGUUGGCUUUGAGGGAGCGUCUGCAGGAGCGGGGCCAUUGACAGGGUCCUGUGUGGAGGGGGCCGUGGGGGUGGAGGGGCAGGUGGACCCCCCUCAGAGGGAGUGCCAGGCGAACGGGGCGUGGGGUCCACUGCAAGGGGGGUGCACUUGCGCUCCCGGUCACCAAGAAAAGGGGGACUCUUGUGAAGGUAGGUGAAGACUAUCCAGAAACAUACCACCAAGAUGACUUUGAGUCUCGUAGAUACACAGUAUAUUUUUUGGGCCAGGAGUUUUUCCCGGUCAGGUCGUGUAGUCGGCAAAAGCUCCUGGCCCCAUGUAUCUUAUAAGGGCUAGCUGUUUAUCUGUGUAGUAGCCUUGACAGAUUUAUUUGGGUUUCUUCCAACAGCCUGUAGAACUGGAUACUACAAGGCAGCCAAUGAGAGUGGGGGUUGUCGCUCCUGUCCACCCAAUAGCAAGACGGACGGGGAGGGUGCAGAAGGGUGUGACUGUGGUCAGGGGUACUUCCGCCUCCCGGGUGACCCGUAUGUCAUGGGAUGCACACGUAAGACACUCCGACCCGAGUUCCUCAAACCACUUUAUUUUUGUCAUUUUUAUCAAACAAGAUCUAAUUAAUUUGCAUAUACACUGUAUGUUUAUUUAUGGAUGAGUUGUGUAGAAUGUAGUAAAUAGUUCAACAACUUGAUUGAAUUGAAUAAGGAUGUGCCAUAUUGGAGGAGUCCGAGAGAGUCAGUCAUGAAUCUUAUUGACACAAUGGGGAAAAUGUUUGUAGAUGACAACCAUGUUUUUUUCAUGGCCUAAUUUUCUUCUAUCUAUAAUCUUCUAAUUUCUCGAGCUGUUUGGCAUUUAGUAUUUCUCUUCCACAGGACCCCCCUCUGCUCCUGUAAAUGUAACAGUCCAGCGCCUCAACGACUCAAUGCUGACUCUGCUUUGGGACCCUCCCAUUGACCUGGGGGGGAGGCAGGAGGUGACGUAUGGCGUGGAAUGCUCGGAGAGGGAGGGAGGGACUGAUGGUCAGUGGGCGGUGUGUGGGGAGGCAGUCAUCUUUCUCCCUGCCUCAGCGGGGCUGACCGUCACUGCAGUCAACCUCACAGGGGUCAGCCCACGGUCCGACUACCGGCUGUCGGUCCGGGCCAGUAAUGCCGUGUCAUUCCACCAGAGUGUAGCAGCAGCAGCGUCAUCAGUAGUAACCAUAAUCAUUCAUAGAUGUGAGUCUGUCUGGAUGAUGUCAUCGCAUGUAUGGUCAUUACUACUACCUCAUUCUAACACAGCUGUAACUACUGAUGCUGAUACAAUGGGGUGGGUCUAAUCCUGAAUGCUGAUUGGUUGAAACUAAGGAUGAAUGUGUGAGUCAUGAUCAUGAUAAGGAUUGUACCGUCCUACUGUGAUCAUACCGUUAUCACAUCACAACAUGAUGUCAUCACAUGGGCAUUGCUGUCACGGUAUAUUAACACAACUAAAACGUCUGUUGCUAAUAAACGCUGCUUAAAGAUAAGCAUGACUCAGAGCACUAACCUUGGUUGUUAAAAGCCUCACUAUGCUGAUAAUUCAUGCACUGUGCACACAUGUAAGGUUAUGGAUAAUAGAUGUAGCUCUUUUCCUUUUUAUAUAGAAGGACAUGGAAUGUCAGGACAGAUAUGAAUCCAACCCACUUUAAAUUAUAUAUGUGUGUGUUUACGUGUGUGCGCAUGUGAAUAUAUCUGUCUGUCUACAGGGAAAUCUUUAGAGGUAAACACCCCUGGUCCCUUCUCCCUGGAUCCCCACCGCUCCCCUGUGGAGGGUCCCUCUCCCUGGGUGAUCAUAGGAGCUCUACUGGGAGUCCUUCUGCUCUUUGUUCUGGUCCCUGCUGCUGUUUAUUCUCUGCGACGCAGAUACACCAAGCUCAGGUAAAUACACCAAGAUCAGGUAAAUACACCAAGCUCAGGUAAAUACACCAAGCUCAGGUAAAUACACCAAGAUCAGGUAAAUACACCAAGCUCAGGUAAAUACACCAAGAUCAGGUAAAUACACCAAGCUCAGGUAAAUACACCAAGAUCAGGUAAAUACACCAAGCUCAGGUAAAUACACCAAGAUCAGGUAAAUACACCAAGCUCAGGUAAAUACACCAAGAUCAGGUGAAUACACCAAGAUCAGGUAAAUACACCAAGCUCAGGUAAAUACACCAAGCUCAGGUAAAUACACCAAGAUCAGGUAAAUACACCAAGCUCAGGUAAAUACACCAAGAUCAGGUAAAUACACCAAGCUCAGGUAAAUACACCAAGAUCAGGUAAAUACACCAAGCUCAGGUAAAUACACCAAGCUCAGGUAAAUACACCAAGAUCAGGUAAAUACACCAAGAUCAGGUAAAUACACCAUGAUCAGGUAAAUACACCAAGAUCAGGUAAAUACACCAAGAUCAGGUCAACCGGAAUACCCACCUGGGAACCAGAGGAGGCUGGUGGGAGGAGCUAUAGGAGGAUGGGCUCAUUGUAAUGUCUGGAAUGGAAUUAUUGGAACGGUAUCAAACAUAUGGAAACCACAUUUGACUCCAUUCCAUAACUUCCAUUCCAGACAUUACAAUGAGCCCGUCCUCCUAUAGCUCCUCCCACCAGCCUCCUCUGCUGGGGACAGAGCCUUUGCGGCCUUUGUGAUCUAGCUUGGAUGUAGACGUUGAUAUAUAUUUAUUUUCCAGUGAAGACCAGCAGGUGGAGCUGCUGCCUUUUCACACAGGUGUGACCUAUUGUCGUAAUGAGAACCCACACGCUGCCCCUCAGGAAGUCAACAGUGAGUCUAAAACUGCCAACAAUUCACUAUAAACAGUAGACACAGUAUUUGACUCAGCUAGUUAAUUUGACAGUCCUAUCCAUGUAGAUAACAGUGUUGUGUUCCCGUUGGACUCCCCCCUCUCCCUUUUCUCCUAUAGCGCUGGUGGUACCUGGUGUGGUCCAGUUGCUGGAGGGUGUUAGUGACAGACUACUGACCAGUCUGAGGGAUGUCCUGGUGGACAGGAACCUGCUGACCCUGGGAAAGGAGCUGGGAGCUGGUCAGUCAAGGAGACUAUUCUAUUCUACAGCCUGUUGUUCUAUUCUACCUCUGAUUGAUAUAUCCUGAUAAUGAAGCAUGUUUUUAGUGAAUUAUAAUGUGUUUUGACUGACUGCACCUCCAGGAGAGUUUGGCUCUGUCUACGAGGGGAUCUUUACUCAAGAGGAAGGGAUGGACAUCAAAGUAGCUGUCAAGACCAUGAGAGGUACGCAUCAUUCAGGGAAUUAUCCCCAUUUAACAUGAAUGGAUAUAUUGAAUUAUUCCCAUGUAACAUUAAUGGAUAUAUUGAAUUAUGCCCAUAUAACAUUAAUGGAUAUAUUGAAUUAUUCCCAUGUAACAUGAAUGGAUAUCUUGAAUUAUUCCCAUGUAACAUUAAUGGAUAUCUUGAAUUAUUCCCAUGUAACGUUAAUGGAUAUCUUGAAUUAUUCCCAUGUAACAUGAAUGGAUAUCUUGAAUUACUCCCAUGUAACAUGAAUGGAUAUCUUGAAUUAUCCCCAUGUAACAUGAAUGGAUAUCUUGAAUUAUCCCCAUGUAACAUUCAUGGAUAUCUUGAAUUAUCCCCAUGUAACAUUAAUGGAUAUCUUGAAUUAUCCCCAUGUAACGUUAAUGGAUAUCUUGAAUUAUCCCCAUGUAACAUGAAUGGAUAUCUUGAAUUAUCCCCAUGUAACAUUCAUGGAUAUCUUGAAUUAUCCCCAUGUAACAUUAAUGGAUAUCUUGAAUUAUUCCCAUGUAACGUUAAUGGAUAUCUUGAAUUAUUCCCAUGUAACAUUAAUGGAUAUCUUGAAUUAUUCCCAUGUAACGUUAAUGGAUAUCUUGAAUUAUUCCCAUGUAACAUUAAUGGAUAUCUUGAAUUAUUCCCAUGUAACGUUAAUGGAUAUCUUGAAUUAUUCCCAUGUAACGUUAAUGGAUAUCUUGAAUUAUUCCCAUGUAACAUUAAUGGAUAUCUUGAAUUAUUCCAUGUAACAUUAAUGGAUAUCUUAAAUUAUCCCCAUGUAACGUUAAUGGAUAUCUUGAAUUAUUCCCAUGUAACGUUAAUGGAUAUCUUGAAUUAUUCCCAUGUAACAUUAAUGGAUAUCUUGAAUUAUUCCCAUGUAACGUUAAUGGAUAUCUUGAAUUAUUCCCAUGUAACGUUAAUGGAUAUCUUGAAUUAUUCCCAUGUAACGUUAAUGGAUAUCUUGAAUUAUUCCCAUGUAACGUUAAUGGAUAUCUUGAAUUAUUCCCAUGUAACGUUAAUGGAUAUCUUGAAUUAUUCCCAUGUAACAUUAAUGGAUAUCUUGAAUUAUUCCCAUGUAACGUUAAUGGAUAUCUUGAAUUAUUCCCAUGUAACGUUAAUGGAUAUCUUGAAUUAUUCCCAUGUAACAUUAAUGGAUAUCUUGAAUUAUUCCCAUGUAACGUUAAUGGAUAUCUUGAAUUAUUCCCAUGUAACGUUAAUGGAUAUCUUGAAUUAUUCCCAUGUAACGUUAAUGGAUAUCUUGAAUUAUUCCCAUGUAACGUUAAUGGAUAUCUUGAAUUAUUCCCAUGUAACAUGAAUGGAUAUCUUGAAUUAUCCCCAUGUAACAUGAAUGGAUAUCUUGAAUUAUCCCCAUGUAACAUUCAUGGAUAUCUUGAAUUAUCCCCAUGUAACAUUAAUGGAUAUCUUGAAUUAGCCCCAUGUAACAUUGAUGGAUAUUUAGAAUUUUCCCUAUGUAAAAUUAAUGGAUAUCUUGAAUUAUCCCCAUGUAACAUUAAUGGAUAUUUUGAAUUAUCCCCAUGUAACAUGAAUGGAUAUCUUGAAUUAUCCCCAUGUAACAUUAAUGGAUAUCUUGAAUUAUUCCCAUGUAACAUUAAUGGAUAUCUUGAAUUAUUCCCAUGUAACAUGAAUGGAUAUCUUGAAUAGCUCCUGAGUGGCGCAGUGGUCUAAGGCACUGCAUCGCAGUGCUAACUGUGCCACUAGAGAUCCUGGUUCGAAUCCAGGAUCUGUCGCAGCCGGCCGCGACCGGGAGACUCAUGGGCGGCGCACAAUUGGCCCAGCGUUGUCCAGGGUAGUGGAGGGAAUGGCCGGCAGGGAUGUAGCUCAGUUGAUAGAGCAUGGCGUUUGCAACGCCAGGGUUGUGGGUUCAAUUCCCACGGGGGGCCAGUAUAAAAAAUAUGUAUUCACUAACUGUAAGUCGCUCUGGAUAAGAGCGUCUGCUAAAUGACUAAAAUGUAAUGUAAAUGUAUGUAACAUUAAUGGAUAUCUUGAAUUAUUCCCAUGUAACAUUAAUGGAUAUCUUGAAUUAUUCCCAUGUAACAUGAAUGGAUAUCUUGAAUUAUUCCCAUGUAACAUGAAUGUAUAUCUUGAAUUAUCCCCAUGUAACAUUAAUAGAUAUCUUGAAUUAUUCCCAUGUAACAUGAAUGGAUAUCUUGAAUUAUUCCCAUGUAACAUGAUCGGAUAUCUUGAAUUAUCCCCAUGUAACAUGAAUGGAUAUCUUGAAUUAUCCCCAUGUAACAUGAAUGUAUAUCUUGAAUUAUCCCCAUGUAACAUUAAUAGAUAUCUUGAAUUAUUCCCAUGUAACAUGAAUGGAUAUCUUGAAUUAUCCCCCAUGUAACAUGAAUGGAUAUCUUGAAUUAUCCCCAUGUAACAUGAAUGGAUAUCUUGAAUUUUCCCCAUGUAACAUUAAUGGAUAUCUUGAAUUAUCCCCAUGUAACAUUAAUGGAUAUCUUGAAUUAUUCCCAUGUAACAUGAAUGGAUAUCUUGAAUUAUCCCCAUGUAACAUGAAUGGAUAUCUUGAAUUAUCCCCAUGUAACAUUAAUGGAUAUCUUGAAUUAUUCCCAUGUAACAUGAAUGGAUAUCUUGAAUUAUUCCCAUGUAACAUGAAUGGAUAUCUUGAAUUAUCCCCAUGUAACAUUAAUGGAUAUCUUGAAUUAUUCCCAUGUAACAUGAAUGGAUAUCUUGAAUUAUUCCCAUGUAACAUGAAUGCAGCCUAUUCCUUAGUGCUGUACGUCUGUAGCACAGGAGGCUGCAGAGAGGAGGACGGCUCAUAAUAAUGGCUUGAAUGGAGUGAAUGGAAUGUUAUCAAACACAGGGGAACCGAUAUGUUUGAUACUAUUCCAUUGAUUCCAUUCCAGCCAUUAAUGAGCCCGUCCUCACCAAUGAAGGUGCCACCUGCUACCUGUGGUCUGUAUAGUUUAUACUGUAUAUAUUCUCCCUGUGUGGCUUCAGUUGGACUACACAGUCAGGAGGAUUUAGACUCGUUUCUGAAGGAAGCAGAGAUCAUGCAGCACUUUGACCAUAACAACGUUGUCAAACUUCUUGGUAAGACGCCCCUAUUAGCUCACCUUACUCUGUAACGUAUUUUAAUGCCGACUUUAAUGCUAUCAUUCAACAUUCCAUUCAUCAUUCAAAUUCUUGUUGCAAUACUGGCAUCCUCUGAAAGUUGGAAUAUUGGCAUCCUCUGAAAGUUGGAAUAUUGGCAUCCUCUGAAAGUUGGAAUAUUGGCAUCCUCUGAAAGUAUCUGUGUUUGUCCUGCAGGGGUCACUCUGCAGCAUGAGCAGGAUUCUCCUCUGCCAGUCCCUCUGGUGAUCCUACCCUUCAUGAAGCAUGGAGACCUGCGCCGGUUCCUCAUCGCUGCCCGUUACGGGGAUAUUCCCAUGGUGAGACACACACACGCACACACAUACACACGCACGCACACACAUACACACACACGCACGCACGCACACACAUACACAAAGAGGCAUGGACACAAAGGACGCACAUCACACGUACACAGUCUCUGACUAAUAUGUAUAAUCUAAAUGAAUUCCUCUUCCCUCCUCACAGUUUGUGCCUCACCAGAGUCUUCUGCGCUUCAUGGUUGACAUUGCAGCAGGGAUGGAGUAUCUGAGUUCACAGGGCUUUUUGCACAGGGACCUGGCUGCACGCAACUGCAUGUAAGUCCACCAGGGCGUGCCAGUCAAUCAGGGUGUCCUUACAUGGGAGCCUCAGGUAAGGCCUCUUUGUUCAAAGGAAGACUGCAUCUAUGUCACAGGAGGUCGGUGGCACCUUAAUUGGGGAGGACGGCCUCGUGGUAAUGGCUGGAGUGGAAUCAGUGGAAUGGUAUCAAACACAUGGUUUGGUGCCAUUCCAUUUGCUCCGUUCCAGCCAUUAUUAUGAGCCGUCAUCCCCUCAGCAGCCUCCACUGAUCUAUGUCCACACCACUGGUAUUCUGCUAAGGGCAUACUAUAAGAUGGAACCUACCAACAUGUUCAGUGAGGAUGGGUAAGGUUCUUCCAGGCCUUCGAGGACAUGGUACCAAGCCACAGAUUGAUAUCAGGAUAGUGGGAUGGAUGGAUACAGUGGUUGGUAAAUCAAUUGAAACAAAGCCUUGUCACAAUGAAUAGGCAUACAGAUGAUCAUGCAAUAUUAAACAUGUUUUCUUUGUAGCUGUAAGUACAUAUUAAUAAAUAGUGCAUAACGUAGUUGACUACCAGUCAGACUUGCUGUGUGUGUAUCUGUGUGUGUCUGCGCUCGUGUGUGUGUCUUUCCCAGGUUGAGGGAUGACUUGUGUGUGCCUUUCCCAGUUUGGGGGAUGACUUGUGUGUGUCUUUCCCAGGUUGAGGGAUGACUUGUGUGUGUGUGUGUGUGUGUGUCUUUCCCAGGUUGAGGGAUGACUUGUGUGUGUGUGUCUUUCCCAGAUUGAGGGAUGACUUGUGUGUGUGUGUGUGUCUUUCCCAGGUUGAGAGAUGACUUGUGUGUGUGUGUGUCUUUCCCAGGUUGAGGGAUGACUUGUGUGUGUAUGUGUGUCUUUCCCAGGUUGAGGGAUGACUUGUGUGUGUGUGUGUCUUUCCCAGGUUGGGGGAUGACUUGCGUGUGUGUGUGGCUGACUUCGGCCUCUCCAAGAAGAUAUACAGCAACAACUACUACAGACAGACAGUGGCUAUCCGCAUGCCAGUCAAGUGGAUGGCCAUAGAGAGCCUAUCAGAGUCCAUCUCUACCAGCAAGAGUGACGUGGUAAGUCACACAUGACUAAGAGAUGACUGGCAUGACAUCUGACUGACCCAUCACUAGGACCAGCAGUGUGACCUGACCUGGACAAACUCUGUUUGCUACUCAUUACUGAAGCUAGCAGAGGUUGAUCAUAAAGAUAACUUGGUGUUAUAAUGUCAAUGCAUGUUUAAAUUGAAGAAAGUGUGUAUGUGUGUGUGUGUGCCCCUUUACUACAGUGGUCAUUUGGGGUCACCAUGUGGGAGAUAGUGUCCAGGGGAAGGACACCGUAUCCUGGGGUCCACAACUAUGAGCUCCUGGAGCUGCUGAACGCUGGACACAGACUCAAGCCUCCUGAGUGUGAUGACAAACUGUUAGUCCUCACUUUAUUUUUGUCUAGUUUAGAAGUGUGACCUCACUUGUUAUGGAAUCAGUGGGGGGAUGUAGCUCAAGUUCACAAGCACUGAUCUAGUGAAUGUAGAUAUGGUAACCACUAGCCUCUGUUUACAAUGUAAUGUGUGAGUGCAAUAAUUAAUUGAGAAUGUUUUGCAUUAACAUUCAUACAUCAUUUGAAUGUGUAGCUGUAUUUAGUGAAAACUUCAGUUUACAGAUUCACACAGAGUAGUUGACAACGUGGGCCACGUUUGUACCCCACUGGGCAGAAACUGGUUGAAUCAACGUUGUUUCCACGUCAUUUCAACCAAAAAAUGUAAUGUGAUGACGUUGAAUCAAUGUGGAAAACUGAUUGGAUUUGCAAAAAGUAAUCAACGUAAGUGAAUUUCGUAUAUUUUUUACCCAACUUUUAACCUACAUCCAAGUACAGGGUGAAAUUUUAGUUUAGUUUUGACAACUCAACCAAAUGUAUAUCAAAGCCAGUGGUGGAAAAAGUACUCAAUGGUCAUACUUGAGUAAAAGUAAAAAUACCCUUAAUAGAAAAUGACUCAAAUAAAAGUGAAAGUCACCCAGUAAAAUACCACUUGAGUAAAAGUCUAAAAGUAUCUGGUUUUAAAUGUACUUAAGUACAGUGGUGGAAAAAGUACUAAAUUGUCAUACUUGAGCAAAAGUAUAAAGUAAAAGUAAAUGCCAUACAUCAAAUUCCUUGUAUUAAGCAAACCAGAUGGCAUGAUAUUCUUGUUUUUUAAAUUUACGGACAGCCAGCACUAUUUGCAAACGCAGUAUUUGUGUUUAGUGAGUCCUCCAGAUCAGAGGCAGUAGGGAUGGCAACACGUUAUAUUAAUAGAUACGUGAAUUAGACCAUAUUGCUGUCCUGCCUGAGCAUUCAAAAUGUAACCAGUACUUUUGGGUGCCAGUGAAAAUGUAUGGAGUAAAAAGUACAUAUUUUCUUCAGGAAUGUAUUGGAGUAAAAGUAAAGGUUGUCGAAAAUAUAAAUAGUAAAAUACAGAUACCCCCAAAAAACGACUUAAGUAGUACUUUCAAGUAUUUUUUCUUAAGUACUUUACACCUCUGAUCAAAGUUAGACGUUGAACUGACAUCUGCCCAGUGGGUCCUAACGUGCUCCUGGUUUCUCCCCAAAUAUUUAUUGGUUAGCUUCUGGACCUCCCCUGUAGUUCUGUAGCCCUAAUUAACUGAAUCAACGUGAGCCUUAUUGGCACGACAGGCUGUAACUGAGAGUUGGGCAACAUGGAGCAUGUACAAAGAGGUGAUAUUGUCUGUGUAAUGAAUCAUAUGUUCCCCCUGCCUCUCGCUCUCCCCCUCUAAAUCCAUCUUCCUUUCCCUCUCUCCGAUACUGUACUGGGUCUCCCUUUUCCUUUAUCCUCUCUCCAUCCCUGGAUCUCAAUCCAUCUUCUUCUCCCCUUCUCUCUUCCUUUCUGCACUGUCUGACUUAUUCCUCUCUCUUUCUCUCUCCCCCUCUUCCUCUCUCUCCCUCCCUCUCUCUCUUUAUUUAUUUAUCCCUCCCUCCCUCCCUCCCUCCCUCUCUACCUCGAAAGUCCCCCCUAGUGCUCGAAAGAGCGGGGCCAAAAGAAAGAAGAUCUAAAGAACUCCGAAUGAAACAAAGAGGGAGCUCCACUUCUAAAUCCGGCGUCGUCCAACUCCCACUCUUUCUAAUCACUCCCCCCUCUUUCUCUCUUCCUCCCUCCCUCUCUUUCUCCCUCCCUCCCUCCCUCUCUUUCCCUCUCCCUCCCCCCUCUCUCUCUCUCUCUCUCUCUCUUCUCUCUCUCUCUCUUUCUCUCUCUUCCCUCUUCACCUCCCUCUCUCUCUCCCCUCUCUCUCUCUUUCUUUCUCUCUCAUCUCACUCAAUUUUAUGCACUGUAUAUCUACUCAUCUCUCUCCCUGCACCUCUCAUCUCCCCCUUAGUUAUGAGGUGAUGCUGAGUUGUUGGCAUAGGGAGCCGGGACACAGGCCUGGUUUCAGGGAGCUGGGGGAGACGCUCAAAGCCCUUCUGUGUGAGCUGCCGCCGCUGGAGGCCAGCCAGGAGGCCCACUACAUCAAUCAGGGCCUGGAGGCUGCCACUCACAGUCAGUGGGUUGCCGAUGGACACGACGACCUCGAUUCUGAGGGGGGCGCAGUGGGGAACCUGUACCUGCCCACCCCUGUGGGGGCUGGGGCUACUGCUAAACCUACACCCAAGAAAGAUGAGGAAGGAUAUCUGUUGUGUACGAAAAGUGAAUCUGCUGUGAAGACAGUGGAUUAG
Coregonus sp. 'balchen' is the source of this 11890-nucleotide messenger RNA. The record is from the annotation of a GenBank genome assembly. Lineage: Eukaryota; Metazoa; Chordata; Actinopteri; Salmoniformes; Salmonidae.